AUGCAACUUUUUGUCAAGUCCCUUGCCGGUAACACCCUCGCUUUCGAGGUCACCUCUGCCACCUCUGUUGAAAAUGUUAAGGCUAUGAUUGCCGCUCGUGAAGGUAUUGAUGUUGAAUCUCAAUGUCUUUCCUUCGCCGGUAAGUCUCUUCAAAACUCUGAAGCCCUUGCCCUUUAUGGUAUCCAAGACAACUCUACCCUUCACCUCAACGCUGAACUCCUCGGUGGUGGUAAGAAGAGAAAGAAGAAGACCUACACCACUCCCAAGAAGAUCAAGCACAAGCGUACUAAGGUCAAGUUGGCUAUCCUCAAGUACUACAAGGUUGAUGAAUCUGGUAAGAUCACUCGUCUUCGUCGUGAAUGUCCCAAUGCUACCUGUGGUGCUGGUGUCUUCAUGGCCAAGCACAAGGACCGUCAAUACUGUGGCAAGUGUCACUUGACUUAUGUCUUCCAAAAGGAACAACAAGCUUAA
This is a messenger RNA of Cokeromyces recurvatus, 471 nucleotides long. Its product is annotated as ribosomal protein S27a-domain-containing protein. The record is from RefSeq and is a predicted model, not a curated record. NCBI's taxonomy places the organism in Eukaryota, Fungi, Mucoromycota, Mucoromycetes, Mucorales, Mucoraceae. Bases 1 to 471 code for a protein of 156 amino acids. Gene Ontology annotation, biological process: modification-dependent protein catabolic process; protein ubiquitination; translation. Gene Ontology annotation, molecular function: protein tag activity; ubiquitin protein ligase binding; structural constituent of ribosome. Gene Ontology annotation, cellular component: ribosome; cytoplasm; nucleus. The transcript is spliced from 3 exons.